This is a messenger RNA of Nematostella vectensis (starlet sea anemone), 2188 nucleotides long. RefSeq lists its product as uncharacterized. NCBI's taxonomy places the organism in Eukaryota, Metazoa, Cnidaria, Anthozoa, Actiniaria, Edwardsiidae. The transcript has a single exon. The record is from RefSeq and is a predicted model, not a curated record. The coding region runs from base 319 to 1917 and encodes 532 amino acids. Gene Ontology annotation, biological process: protein deubiquitination. Gene Ontology annotation, molecular function: cysteine-type deubiquitinase activity.
UUUGUGCUUUUUGUGACGAAAGGCCUUAUGGGGCCUCUCGUCACUAUGCCAUCGGUUUGAGUGAGUGAAAGAAAGAGUUGUAAACAAUAGAAUUUCACUUGAAGCAGGCGUUCCUAGCGGUCAUUCAUCGAACACGUGAUCGUCGUCGUAGAUGUCGCUGGCGAAGAGGGAUCGGAUUGAUUUCGGAUUACGACGUUGUUUUGAAUUAUAGUCCACGAGCAAAAAAUGAUUGGAGUCAAACAUGUGCUUUCUCUUCGCACUUCUCGUUUGAUUUCACGAGCUCUUGUGAAGGUGAGUUGAUUUAAUACUUCUUUUACAAUGUAUUCUAUCCCUUUUGUGUUUAGUACUAGGCACAACCUUUUAUGCAUUUGUCAUGUUGGUAUUUCUAAAGAAUAUUUCAGAUUUUGGGGUGCUUUAUGUGGUUUGUUUGCCAACAAAAGCUCGAUUGCAUCGCUUGCCUUAUUACACAAGACCAGUCCUUAUGGCCGUAUGGUGUCCUUCAAUUCCCUUCGGGGAACCAAUAAACCCAGAAAUGGGGCUCAAAAUCUCCUUAGGGAGAGCAUAGAAUUCCUUCGGGAAGCAAACAAACCCAGAAAUGGGGCUCAAAAUGUGCUUCGGCACACUGAAUAUUCCCUUCGGGGAACUAGUAAUCACAGCAAUGUGAUCUUAACUGUGCUUCGGCACACUGAAAAUUUCCUUCGGGAAACUAAUAAUCACAGCAAUGUGACUGAAAGGCACUAUAAUGGCAAAUAUUGUGGAAACCAAUUUGUGAACAAAAGUAUUUUCGGGAUACCUGUGUACAUGUUGCUGUAUUUGUCGGAUAAAACAGGGCAAACAAAUCACAUUUUUAGCACUGUAUAUAAUGAUCGAAGUAAUCUUGUUGACGAAUUCACCUCAAAAACUAGUAAUAACAGUAUAACAAAUGCAUUUGAGAAAACUAUGCCUAGUAUUGAAAACAAACAUGAUAAUAAUAAACAUGCAUCUUGUCCAUCUAUCAAGAUCUCCAAGUGUAUAGAAAAUCAUAGACAUUCUCGAAUAUGUUCAAAGCAACUAAAUCACAAAUGUAGAGAUAGAGAACCAUCUAGAAUAUCCCUAAAAAAAGUUAUGAGAUUGCUCAGAUAUAGAAAGUUAAGAAAAAGACACAAAAAGAUGAUUAUUAAGGGCACACCUGUUUCAUCUGUUUUUUACAGAAUUGCUACAAACUAUAACUAUUGGAAAUUGAAAUACAUUAACAGACUUAAUAGUUUCUAUAGCUCCUUUUUUAGAGCAACUUGUAAAACAUCAGUGAGGUAUAAUGGAUGUAAACAAACUCUUUUAUUGUCUGGGGACAUUGAAUUGAAUCCUGGUCCUGUAACUGAUAAUAAUAAUAUUGAAGAUAUAUGUUUAUAUAGUAAUGGUGACUUUACAUUAAGAUACCGAAUGCUUCGACAUGGUUUAACACCACUAGAUGUUGGUGGAGGAGGUGAUUGCUUUUUCAAAUCAGUAUCACAUCAGCUAUAUGGUAAUUCAAAUAAACAUGCAGAAAUUAGAGCUUUAGGAGUGAGAUAUUUAAAGGACAAUCCUGAACGAUUUAUUGAAAGUAUCAUAGAUUCAUCUUGGUCACAGUAUUUAACUAUUAUGUCUCUACAAGGAACAUGGGCCAAUCAUAUAAUAAUACAGGCUGUUGCUGAUGCAAUGAGUUUAAAGAUUCAUAUUAUAGAAUCAGAUUCAAAUAUUAGGGAAGUCACAUUAGUUGAGCCAGCAAAUACAAUAAUAAAUAAUAUUAGAACAAUAUACAUAGGACAUAUUGGUCAAGUGCACUACGUAUCAACAUGUUCUGUUUCACAUCAACAAAGUUCGAACAAUAUUGACAGGGAAAAUACAAUUUCGAGUCGUCCAGAAAAAAAGAAAGCAAGCAAGUACAAGCAAAAGUUCUAAUUCAAAUGAAACAAAAAAGCAAGACAGGGCUACCUACAUUAGGCAAUACAUGAAGGAAUACAGGCAAUCCAAACAAAAUAAUACUUCACCAGAAAAAAAAUCAAAGAGAAAUGAAUACCAAAGAAAUUAUAGAGAAAUGAAUGCAUCACCAGAAAAGAAAUUAAAGUGUAAUGAAUACCUAAGAAAAUAUAGAGAAAUUAAUUCAUCACCAGAAAAGAAAUUAAAGUGUAAUGAAUACCUAAGAAAAUAUAGAGAAAUGAAUGCAUCACCA